CACACGUCACUGAUCUCGAAAUUCCACAUGUCAAAGUGAGCAAAACGGAGGAUGGCUCGCCAAGAAAGAUGUCGUUAUCCUUACGCAGUAAACCUCGCCGACCAUCGUAUUUAAUGAAUGCCCAGCGCGAUUCCUCACUGGUACACAUGAGUGAUCACAUUCCUCGAGCAAGAACAAGAGAUACAAAUGAAGUGAAUAAGGCAUCCUCCUUUGAGUGUACCAGGAUCCGAAGUUUGGCUCAAAAAAGUCCGUCUGCGUCGGAAAAGGAAGCACUGCCCACUGAUGAGGUAAAGCGGCUUAAAAUUUGUCUGGAAGAAAACGAUUUACCACAAAAACUAGACGAGCAGCACCAAACACAACAGAAGGAGCAACGGCAACACCUUAAAAACUAUCAUUAUCAGCAAGAACAAAAGCGGCAACAACAGCAAGCAGAAAGCAGACAAAAAGGAGAAAACUGCUACAAAGAUAUCAAGAGACGUGUAUUUUCUGAAUUCAAGUGUUCUGGACUUAAGGCAAGAACUAAGAAGGACACGGCUGAGCUUUUAGGAAAGGAUUCAAUAGAAACUACAGAUUUACUUAAUAAGACACCUUUGAAAACUAUGAAAAUGCAUCGGAAGAAACAACAGCGCUAUACCACAUCCUCAAAAACACCUAAAUCAGACAGUGAAAAAUUGGAGUUAAAUAGUAUCGAAGAUAUCUCUCCAAAAAAAGUCUCGAGAAAACUUGACAUUAGAUCUUCGAAAGGAAAAACAAAUAAUUUCAAUAAAUCAGAAUACAAGGUAAAUGAAACAAAAUCGCACGAAUCAGACUCUCCCGAAAUAUCUUUACACGACAAAUUAGAAGUAAAUAUAGAGAAACAAGAAAGCGUAACGCCGAACCAGAAUCAAAAUGUACAUACACAAAUGAGGCCACAAAUGAAAAGUUUUAAGAUAUUUUUGACGGAUGUGGCAAGCAUUGACUCGAAAAGGUAUCUGUACAACGCCGCACUCGAAAGAUGGAAACGACAAAACAACGAACAGCAAAAACUCAAAAGGAUUUUCUCGGCAUCACAUAAGUCACCACUUAAACGCAUUGUUAAUUUUUCAUCUCCACAAAGACGAAGAAACUCAAGUCCACGGAAGUCACCACAAGGAAAGCGUUAUGGCGUCCUUGAUGUAACUAUUCAUAUCUCUCCACCGCCGAAAGCUUCAUCAGAAGACCAAGCUACUCCGAUGUCUAACCGAACUGCUUCCUCGCCAUUGAAGAGGGCUAGAUCUUCAACAUUCACUAAAGUUCGGUCUCAGUCUCAACAAUCGACUGAUUCCUAUGUCUCAUCGAGCUCAAACAGAUCUUCAUCUUGUACAAAAACUGUUUUUCCAUCGCCUCCAUUAACUGAUACCAACUCUGCAUCAAAAUGUCAAUUGCCCACGGCUUUUGCUUUCUCGCCAGACAAAAUUCAGUUUGAAUAUACAAAUUCGCCGGAUUCCAAACGGCUUAGUACACCGAACAAAAUCGCAAACACGAAAAGAAAAAUUCUCACAGAGAGCGAUAGGCCAUCUUUUCCUCGCCAACGUCAGGCUAAUGAGAUUGAUAGAUUAUUUGACACACUUGGUUCAUGCCUUUCAAAGGAAGAGACAUAUUUACAAAUGACGCACAGAGAAUCUGGAGUACAGAAUGAGUUAUCAGAGUUGGGAAGCGGAACUGAAGAGAGGAACGUCAAUAAAUACCAAGAUAAUGCUGACUGUGUCUCCGCCAAACAAAUAUCCAACAAAGAGGAUAAAAUGUUGACAGAAAACCUUAAACGAAAGAGAUCAGACUCCAAUGCUACUUGUAGAAAGCAGCCAAAACUAUCGCUUAAGUUAAAACAAAAAACCUCUUCRCAAGUACAGAAAGCUCCCAAUGAUUCAGAAAAGUAUAGCAAUAAGAAAACAGCCCGAGAUUCAGGGAAAGAAUCCGCGGAAUUUGACGAGGGGUCUCCUGCAGUUAGUGAUCGAAGUAGUGACUCACCCUCUAUAUUAGACGAAACAAUCCAUCGAAAAUCCAUGUCUGUCSAAGAGCUAUCAACACCUUGGAAAGUACAAAUAAACAGCAAUUUUAACAAUAAUGACAUAAACUCUGUUUGCACUGASGUGGCAGAGACGAAAAGCCAGCGUAAUGACGUCAAUGAAGGAAURAAUACCGAUGAACCUUUGACGUUCGAUAGUGAUGAGACCUGCGAUUCUACUGAAAUGAUAAGAGCAAAAGGUAAUGAGCACGGAGAUGAAACUAAUGGGAGACGAACCUCCGUCGAGGAAAUAGAGAAACAAGACCCUGUACUUUGCUCAAGUCCUGAUCUUUUCGAUAGUGCGCUCUUUAAUAUGUCCUAUUUAUCUCCUGAGCGUUGUGAUGAAGAGAGAUCAUCACCGCCAUUGCCCUUUACUCCCUGUAAAGAAAAUGAUAUUCAGAGAAAAGAGGAAGARCCACAAGGUGUUGCAACUAAGCAAGUUCAAGGAGCGUGUGAUUUAAAUAGUAUCUCUGAAAAAUAUCCAUUCAAAACGUUUAGCCCGGCUUUCCAUUCUAAUCUAUCGGCUAAUGUAUAUUCGGAAGAGUUGAACGAAUCGUCCGUAAAUUCGAGUAAGCUAAUGGUUGGGCACUCUCAGGCACCAGAAAAACCUGCACGUUCUCUUCAGACGAAGAAAAAUGCCAAAUUUCAGAACAAAAGUUCAGCGUCUAGUGCRGCAACAGUGAACAGAACUUGUACAACAGUAUCAGAAAGUAAAUAUGUCAAACAARCUUCAGCACUUACUGAACUGCGACGAUAUUGCCGACAAUUGGAAAAGGAAAAACUUGCCCUCAAGGGUCUCAGCGUUGAAUCAUCAGAGAACAGUGUUUCAUCCUCUUCUGCAGUAGAAAUACCUGCUGUAAUAAAUCAUUCUUCCCAAGAUGACUUAUGCAGUACUAGGUAUAGCGAGAUAUCUCCUUCUUGCUCACCUAACUCURCAUGUCCAAAGAAAGAUUCCUCUAUUGAAAGUACAUCGCCUUUCCGUGGUAAUGUCUUGUCUAUGGGRGRAAAAGCAUGUCACGCAAAUGUAGCAGAUUCAACUCUCGGUGAUAACUCUUUCUUUUUACCUAAAGAAMUAAACUUAGCUUCUUAUGUUAAUGGUAAUUCAUCCCCCAUUGACACAAGUACGUCGAUACGUCAUGGAAAUUCUCCUGUAGAUGGAAGUCAGGCUAAGUCGUUACUACCUACUACRACAGAACCAUCGAUUGAGAUAGAUUUACACAUUUCCAAUAGAUCUCUGRUYGAAACGUCUGAAGAAAAURCAUCCCUCGAACAGGAAAAAUCCCAACAUAAUUUAGUAGGUUCCUUAAGCCUAACUGAUGAUGAUGACAACAAUGGCAUGGAUCAUCAUUCCAURAUCUCUAGUGAUARYGAUCAUUCCAUUCAGAAUGAAAAUGUAGACGAUGAAGACAUCGAUCGUGGGAAUUCUUCUGCAGAUAAAAUUGACGAUGGGAAUGAGCWUUCCAGUCCAAAACAUGAUUUMCAGGARAAAGAAUUAUCAGGAGAGUCAACUUUUCUUCCCCACAAGGAUAAUUCCGAAUUUUCGGUGAUGRAUGAACCACUUACAGUGAUAAUGCCUCAAAGAGAAGCCCYAWCAGCUACGACAUUGAUGGACAGUCUUGAUGAAUUCGGUAUCCCAAGAUGUCGCUACCAAGAACCGUUUUAUAGUGAUCCUAAUGAUGUYCCUGAUAGUAUCAUGGAUGUCGGUGGUCGUUUAUUAAAAGUUCAGUCUAAUCAAGUCAAAACUUUACAAAAAUUUGACACAAAAAGCCCUUUUGUUGGUAUUCAAGAAGUGCGAGAAAUCUUUUACUCAAGUCAUGAAAACAGCUUUCUCCAUGCCUGCCAAGAUAACAUUGGUACUUCAGAGACGUUCAUGGUUGGGAUUGAAAACAACCCUGAGUUAAAAGUGGCUUUCAUGGRAGACAAAGAUUUGACUAUAACUCCUUGUUCUAUCCCACCACACCCUGCGGUAGUGCKCUCCUGGGCUCAAACGAAACUAACAAAAAAGCUUCAGAAUGCUUUAGGUGACAACAAGAAUGCUAAACUUGAUAGAGAUGAAAAUAAAACCUCGCUAGUUUCAAAAGAGAAAUUAGUAGAGCCCGUUGAAAAUAGGCAAACCAAUCUGAGCAAAACGGAAUCUUUUCAUGAUAAAUCAAAAAAUGAUAGCUUAACUGGAUGUGGAAAAGCAUCCAAAGCAAAGUGUAUACCAUCAUCUCCUAACAGAAAUGCACCAUCUUCCGCUAAUUCUCAUGAUAAAGAAGAUCGGUCUAAUGGCGCCUCCCCAGAUUUUCCAUCAAACGAUCUGGCAAGAAWUACUAAGGUUGAAUCUAAGACUGAGACAGGUAGCCCACCUAACCGAGAAGAGAUAACAAGUCCGAAUACGUUGUUUUCGCCAGUGGACAAAUCAUUUGACUCUCAGUCGAAAAAAGAGAUAUACGACUCCGAUAAUAAUAAGAAGCAAAGUCUUAAGAAAACUAGCAGUGUUGAACGUAAGACUAGUGAUGAACAACAGGAGAGAAAAAAAGAUGCACAAGUUUUUAGUUUUGCAUUCCAAUCAACACCACUUCCUCAUAAAACAAAACCUAAAAGUGGAAUCCUGUCCCCCUCAACUGCCACCCCCGCCACGAUUGUGGGCCUUCCCCGAUUUCCUUUUCUUACACCAAUCUCUGCGUCAACACAAGUGUCCUCAAACUCUGAGAAACAAACAGUUAACAUGGUAAAGUCCCCUUCGGGUGAGGAUACCGAAAAAGUCCGUAACAGUGAUGUUGCCCCGAGACGCCAGCUUAUUCUUAGUCAAUUGAAGCUCCUUACCCCAGAAAUAGCUCUUCGGCGUAAUKUAAGCGAAGCUGGAUCAGAUAUAGAAGGACCGUCCCCUGUAAAUACCGCUGGCUACAAAGUACCGCAACUGAACGUGCAGGAUGCCAAAGCCAGUCACGAGGUUCAACAUCUUACUUUGCUGAGUAUYGAGCUUCAUGUUCGCACCCGUAAAGACAAAAAACCUGAUCCUGAGUUUGAUCCGAUAUGUGCUGUAUUCUAUCACAUCCAAACAGACUCCCCUUGUCCCACAAACAAAGUCACAGGAAUUAUAUGCGUUGAUAAGGAUUCUGCAAAACUUAUGAAUGGUAAAGAAAUGASUAAGGGAAGUACGAUAUUGGGGACUUCUGGCACCUCCAUUCACAAUGUCACCCCAGCUGCAAAGAGACCUAUUCUUGAACGUUCAGGUGUGGCUCAAUACAAAGUCCAAUACGUUGAAGAAGAAAAAGAUAUCUUCCAUGCGUUUUUGGUACUUGUUCGCAAAUGUGACCCCGAUAUUUUAAUUGGCUACGAACUUCAAAUGUUAUCAUGGGGCUAUCUCAUUCAGCGUGCUCUGAUAUUUGAUCUUGACCUUGGGAAGCUAUUGUUGCUCUUCGUGCCUAUAAGACAAUUUUUCAAUUUUUUUCUGCUCGUGUAGUUAUUUUUUUUUAUUUAUCUUCGACAGGUGGCUUUGAAUAUUUACUCUUUCGAAAACGUUGCGUUUCACGUUCUUCAUGAACGAAUUCCUUUGUUCACUUUUCGGUCGCUUUCUGAUUGGUGGGAUCACAAGACUGAWUUACAUCGUUGGCGUACUGUGGAGCAUUACGUCAACCGUUGUCAUGGAAAUAUCCGCUUGCUAGAACAAGUUGAUUUUAUUGGUCGAACUAGUGAGCUUGCAAGGUUAUUUGGGAUACUCUUUUACUCUGUUAUAUCCCGUGGUUCUCAGUUUCGUGUGGAGUCGAUGAUGUUACGUAUUUCAAAGCCGUUGAAGUAUUUAGCAAUAUCGCCAAGUGUACAACAAAGAAACAGUAUGAAUGCACCCGAGGUCAUACCACUUGUUUUGGAGCCUGAGUCCCGUUUCUACACCAAUCCCGUUCUUGUACUUGACUUCCAGUCUUUGUAUCCAUCGAUGAUCAUCGCUUACAACUAUUGUUAUUCCACUUGUCUUGGAAGGAUUUCUUGCCUUGAAGAACUUGGUGAGUUCAAGUUUGGCGCAUCCACUCUUGCUGUACCUCCCAUUCUUAUUAAGAAACUCAAAGAUGACAUCCACAUAUCUCCAAAUGGUGUUGCUUUUGUGAAGUCCAAUGUAAGGCUUGGUGUCCUACCAAAGAUGCUUGAGGAUAUCUUGAAUACUCGUAUAAUGGUCAAGACCUCAAUGAAAAAGUGGAAACAUAAAAAGUCAGUCCAUCGCAUGUUAGACGCUCGUCAGUUGGGUCUUAAACUCAUCGCUAAUGUUACGUAUGGCUACACUGCUGCGCAUUUCUCUGGACGGAUGCCGUGCGUUGAGAUUGGUGACAGCAUUGUCCGUAAAGCCCGCGAAACACUAGAACACGCAAUCCAUGUUGUCAAUACCACAAGUAAAUGGGGUGCAAGAGUCGUCUAUGGUGACACUGACAGUAUGUUUGUUCUUYUGGAUGGAGUCUCAAAGGACGAAGCAUUUAACAUUGGUCGAGACAUUGCAGCGACUAUYACAGCUUUGAAUCCUAAACCUGUUAAACUCAAAUUCGAAAAGGUUUAUCURCCGUGCGUUCURCAAACCAAGAAGCGUUAUGUUGGUUAUAUGUACGAGACACCUGACCAGAAAGAACCCGUGUUUGAUGCUAAAGGAAUUGAAACUGUUCGUAGAGAUUCUUGUCCUGCUGUGGCAAAGGUUUUGGAGAAAUCGCUUCGUUUGCUUUUCGAAACCAAAGAUGUUUCGUUAAUAAAGCGAUAUGUACAAAGGCAGUUUUCCAAGGUCAUGGAAGCACGAGUAUCUCUACAAGACUUGACCUUUGCUAAAGAAUACCGUGGUAUGGCUUCCUACAAACCUGGGGCUUGUGUUCCUGCUUUAGAACUUACAAGGCAAAUGCUGAAAGAAGAUCGUCGUUCAGAACCUCGUGUGGGUGAACGAGUGCCAUAUGUAAUCGUGUACGGGAGCCCAGGACUACCGCUCAUCAAACUAGUCAGACGCCCCCAAGAAGUGUUGCAAGACCCAAGUCUCCGUAUCAACGCUCUUUAUUACAUAACAAAGCAACUCAUUCCACCAUUGAAUCGUGCCUUUUCUCUGAUUGGUGUGGACGUCAGUUCUUGGUUUGCUGAGGUACCUCGCACAUCACGUGUCAAAGUUCAGCCCUUCACGUCUUCCGAUGCAAGAAAAAAAACCAUAUCUCAUUACUUCACUACUACCAACUGUCCAGUAUGUCAACAGACCACAACGUCACGAUUGUGCGACACAUGCACUAACGACCCUCAGAAAGUUGUUGUAACCUUGAAUGCCCAAAUAAGGCAACACGAGAGACGGCAUCGCCAUCUUGCAGAGAUUUGUUACCAAUGCUGCGGGUCACGUGACACCAGACUGUGUUGCGUUUCCCUUGACUGUCCAGUUUUCCACAAACUUGUCAAGACAUCACGUGAUUUAGAGCCAUCGAAUCACCUUCGAGAGCUCAUUGCUACUAGCAUAGACUAGAAUUGUAACUAAGAAUUACUGGACUACGAGCUGAUAGUCCAGGCCGGAUGGACUAUCAAUUCGUUGUUCUCGUAUCAAAAUAAGACAAAUUUGAAAAACAACCACAAGAAUUGUUCUCCACAUAUCUUUCCUCUUUUUCGCUUCAUUCAAUGCGACCAUGGUUGACCAUGAAUACCCCACAGUCCAAAAGCCAAUCAGAAUACUGGAUCUGUGAUAAUCCACAGUUUGGUGGAUGCUAACGUGAGAUAUCCCUCAAGCAUCGAUAUUUUAUGAACUGGAUAUUCUAAAUUAUGUUUACAAGAAACCGAUCAUCGUUUUCUUGUCAAAAAUAUCUGAAUACAGUCAUCGUUUCCGUACUGCCAUCAAGGCCUACCAUAUAAAAAGUAUUCGUAUCCGUGUAAACGUAUCCUUAUCUCCAGAGUUUCGAAUUCUCUGGUGCUCUGUGUUAGCAUUAUUUGUCCGCAAAAUAUCCAUUAUGAUUGUGAGAUUUCAAAUCAAAUGUAUUGUCUUUCUUCACAAAUUCCUUGCGUUUUCGGGCUAUCAAUGAAAAAAAAAAGAAUAUGUUGCUUGGUUUAAUUAAGGCUAAAGCAUUCUCGAACCCAGAUCCUUCUCAGUUUUCAAACGAAAAAUCGAAUGCUCUUGUUGGAAACGAUACCGGAAGACCCACUGUUAAGCUUACAGAUGACGCAUGGGAAUUUUUGAACCAAUCGAAUCAAAGACUAAAUUGUUCUCCAAAGGAUCUGGGUACGGCAAUAAGGCCCCUAACACAGAGCAAACCAGAACUCGAAAUUACAGUAUUCACAUAGCAAACACUCAAUUUAAGAUGUAUUUCCUACAUUAGAUUGCAGAGCAACCUUAACCAUGAGAAUCAAGUAAAACAAAUUUAUGACAUGAAAUUAUAUUUAAUGUAAAACAAUUCAUAGUAUUUAUUAUUGAAUAACAAAUGGUAAUAAAGAAUGCACAAGGAUUUUGUAAAUUAUUUA
This is a messenger RNA of Exaiptasia diaphana, 8461 nucleotides long. Its product is annotated as DNA polymerase zeta catalytic subunit-like. NCBI's taxonomy places the organism in Eukaryota, Metazoa, Cnidaria, Anthozoa, Actiniaria, Aiptasiidae. The record is from RefSeq and is a predicted model, not a curated record. Gene Ontology annotation, molecular function: DNA binding; nucleotide binding; DNA-directed DNA polymerase activity. Gene Ontology annotation, cellular component: zeta DNA polymerase complex; nucleus. Gene Ontology annotation, biological process: double-strand break repair via homologous recombination; error-prone translesion synthesis.